GACAAUCUGGACUCAUGAGAUCGUUUUAAUUAAUUCCAGCGCAAGGACUUGAAACAGCAGGAUAUUGAUCAGAAGUCGGAAAUAUUCCGGGAAUUUCCUUCCAGAUAAGAGGGACGCUUGGAAAACGUAUAUAUUUUUUUGGACGAACAAACUACUAUCGGAGAGUCAUUGUUUAUUUCCAAGUUUCACUGUUUUGCUCGGAAGGGCUCAGGCGGUGGAGCAGAAUGCCUCAAAAAGAAUACCAUAACCAACCCACGUGGGAAUCAGGAGUGGCGUCCAUGAUGCAAAACAGUCACAGUGGCGUCAACCAGCUUGGCGGGGUGUUUGUGAACGGCAGACCGUUACCGGACUCCACCAGACAGAAGAUCGUCGAACUCGCUCACAGCGGAGCACGACCCUGCGACAUCUCCAGGAUUUUGCAGACCCAUGAUGAUGCAAAAGUCCAACUGGACAAUAAGAACGUGUCGAAUGGGUGCGUGAGCAAGAUUCUGGGGAGGUAUUAUGAGACGGGCUCUAUCCGACCGCGAGCCAUCGGAGGCAGCAAACCGAGAGUAGCGACGCCUGAAGUGGUGGGCAAAAUCGCACAGUACAAGAGGGAGUGUCCCUCUAUAUUUGCCUGGGAGAUUCGGGACAGGCUGCUGUCGGAGGGUGUGUGCACCAACGAUAACAUACCGAGCGUGUCGUCGAUAAACCGAGUGCUACGCAACCUGGCUAGCGAAAAGCAACAGAUGGGUGCAGAUGGCAUGUACGACAAGCUGAGAAUGCUCAACGGGCAGAGCGGCACGUGGGGGACUCGUCCGGGAUGGUACCCUGGUACGUCUGUGCCAGGACAACCAAAUCAAGACGGUUGCCAGCAACAGGACAACGGUGGUGAAAACACAAACUCCAUCAGCUCAAACGGUGAGGACUCAGACGAGACUCAAAUGCGUCUGCAGCUGAAACGAAAACUGCAGAGAAACAGAACGUCCUUCACGCAGGAGCAGAUCGAGGCGCUUGAGAAAGAGUUUGAAAGAACACACUAUCCAGACGUUUUCGCAAGAGAAAGACUUGCAGCAAAAAUCGACCUCCCGGAAGCAAGAAUACAGGUCUGGUUUUCAAACAGAAGAGCCAAAUGGAGGAGAGAAGAGAAACUGAGAAACCAGAGACGACAAGCCAGUAACUCCUCCAGUCACAUUCCCAUCAGCAGCAGCUUCAACACCAGCGUCUACCAGGCCAUCCCACAACCCACCACUCCUGUGUCCUUCACGACAGGCUCAAUGCUGGGCCGACCAGACACAGCUCUGACCAACACAUACACGGGUUUACCACCAAUGCCCAGCUUCACUAUGGCCAACAACCUGCCUAUGCAACCAAGCCAGACAUCUUCCUAUUCCUGCAUGCUGCCCAGCAGUCCGUCAGUGAACGGGCGAAGCUUCGACACUUACACCCCCCCUCACAUGCAGGCACACAUGAACAGCCAAACUAUGGCCACUUCUGGCACCGCUUCCACAGGACUCAUCUCUCCUGGAGUGUCUGUCCCUGUCCAAGUCCCCGGAACUGAGCCUGACAUGUCUCAAUACUGGUCAAGAUUACAGUAAAGAAAAGAGCUACUUCGCCCUUUGACUUGAGCGCACAGAGACUGAGCGAGAAGCUGGACAUGUCUGCACAGUAUUUCCACACACAGACUCAAACAAACUGACAUGAGGAUGAGGCGCGAGCUCUUUUCACACUCCCAGAACCUCUAAAAAAAAAAAAACAACAAAAAACAAAAACAAAGACGGAGAGACUUUAAUGGAACAAAAACAAGCGACCUCUGCGACAUCCACAUUUUUCCAACUCAUUUUUUUUGUACUUGUACAUCAGCAUUUCUAUGUAAAGAGAACAGCCCAUAAAAUAUACUGGUGUCCCCUAAUAUUGGCACCUUUGGUAAAUAUGAGCAAAAAAAGUCUAUGAAAAAUAGUAUUUGUUAUUUAACCUUUUGUCAAUUUGCUCAAAAUAUGACCCAAAAAACUCAUUGUAAAUCAUUUUAUCACGAGCAAAAUUAUUGGCGCCCCUCAACAAUUAUUUUUACUUAUAUCCCCAAUGAUAUUUUACAUAUCACUGGGUAACUGUUUAAUCAAAAAUUUAUAAAUAUGAGGUAAAAAAAAGGCCACACUCAAAAAGUAAUUCAUUACAAUGAGUAAAACCAAAAAACUGAGAUGUGAUUUGUGGCAAAGUUUCACAAAAUGGAAAGAGUCUAUAAAAAAAAAGUCAAAACACUCAAAAAGCCCAUUCCACCAUCAGGGAAAUAAGUAAUACAUUUCAGUCAACUGGAAAUGAUUAUGAAUCAGCCUGGAAGUGAAUGUUUGUCCACUGUCCCAAAUGCACUCGGUUCACCAAAAAAUCUUCAAGAAUCAGUUUCUGGUCCUAAAGGCCUGUUCACACCAUGGCAAUUUUUACCACACUUAUCACCCACGUUUAACACCUUAUGACUAAACAAACGGCAUCAAUGUGAGCGGACCAACACGAAAACACCAGGCGUUAACGCAUAAUUAAAAAAAUUAUAAUUAUUGGUUUGAUGCGCUACAUUAAAAACUGUUUAAUAUGCUGCUCCAGUUCCAGUAAAACACCACUUGGGGUGCUCAAGUACAAAAACGUCAAGGUGAGCACGCCUUGUGUAAUGAAGCAUUUCUGUUUUUCAUUA
Messenger RNA from Danio aesculapii, 2662 nucleotides. RefSeq names its product paired box 6b (gene pax6b). The transcript has 13 exons. Gene Ontology annotation, biological process: anatomical structure development; regulation of transcription by RNA polymerase II. Gene Ontology annotation, molecular function: RNA polymerase II cis-regulatory region sequence-specific DNA binding; DNA-binding transcription factor activity, RNA polymerase II-specific. The record is from RefSeq and is a predicted model, not a curated record. The coding region runs from base 225 to 1577 and encodes 450 amino acids. NCBI's taxonomy places the organism in Eukaryota, Metazoa, Chordata, Actinopteri, Cypriniformes, Danionidae.